GAAAACCAGAACCAGAAUGAAUGAAGGAACGAAUGAAUCAAAGAUCAUGAAAUUUCUCCUCUUCCAAAUUCAAACUCACCUCUGUACGCACAGCAAUCCCAUUUUCAACCCAUCCACGUAAAAACAUAUAUAUAUAUAUAUAUUGAGAGAGAGAGAGCAGACAGAUUUUCAAUCUUGAUCGGAAAGUGCAGAAAGAAGCCAUUGACGAUGAGCGAUGCAAUUGUGCAGAAGGCUCUGUCCAGUUUGGGCAAAGGCUUUGACCUAACCUCCGAUUAUCGCCUGAAAUACUGCAAAGGCGACGAUCGCCUCAUCCUCCUUAACGAUUCCGGCGGCCGGAGCCUCACAAUUCCCGGCUUCGGAACGUUCGCCGGCGUCCCCGUCGAUAUCAGGUGCGAUAAAGGCGAGCGGAUGCGGUACCAGUCCGACAUCCUCGACUUCAAUCAGAUGUCGGAAUUCUUCAACCAGAAGUCGUCGGUGCCGGGGAAGAUCCCGUCGGGAGUUUUCAACUCCAUGUUCGGGUUCCAGAGCGGGUCGUGGGCCGCCGACGCGGCGGACGUCCGCCAUUUGGGCCUCGACGGCUACUUUAUCAUACUGUUCAACCUCCGCAUCGAUCGCUACCCGCUCGUCCUCGCCGACGACGUCCGCCGCGCCGUUCCUUCCACCUGGGAUCCUUCUGCCCUAGCAAGAUUUAUCGAAAAGUAUGGGACACACAUAAUAGUGGGGCUAAGCGUAGGCGGGCAGGAUGUGGUCCUGGUGAAGCAGGAGAAGUCGUCGACGAUGGAGGCCUCAGAGCUGAAGAACCAUUUGGACAACCUCGGAGACCAGCUCUUCAAUGGGGCCUGCACAUUCUCACCAGCAUCAUCAUCACCCCAUAAUAAUCAUAAUUGUAAGAACAAAGUGCCAGAGGCCUUCAAUGUGUUCGAUCCACACCCAAGUCUUCUCAGCAACUAUCCCACCGUCACUGCCAAAGACGGCAUAAGUGUGAUAUGUUCCAAGAGGGGUGGGGAUUCAUCAGUGAGCAGCCACUGCGAAUGGCUGCUGACGGUGCCGUCGAAGCCCGACGCCAUUCACUUCAACUUCAUUCCCAUUACAUCUCUUCUCAAGGGAGUCCCCGGCAGAGGCUUCUUGUCCCACGCCAUCAAUCUCUACCUCAGAUAUAAGCCUCCCAUAGGCGACCUGCAAUACUUUCUGGACUUCCAAGCCCACAAGAUUUGGGCGCCCAUCCACAACGACCUCCCGCUGGGGCCCACAAGAACCAAAGCCCUUCAUACGCCAGCCCUUCAGUUCAGCCUCAUGGGCCCUAAGCUCUACGUCAAUCCAACUCAGGUAACCACAGCCAACACUCCCGUCACCGGAAUCAGGCUCUACCUUGAAGGCAUCAAAUGCAACAGGCUAGCCAUACAUCUCCAGCACCUUGUGAACCCUCCGGUCCUCCUCCAAGACCGGCUCCACCCGACGCCGACGUGGCGGGGAUCGGAGCAAAUUCCCGACAGCCACCGCUACCUCCUCCCCAUACAAUGGAAGAAAUUCUCCCACGUCUGCACAUCCCCCGUCAAGUACGACCCCAACUGGGUCGACCCGGGACAAACAGACACGACGGCCUGCAUUGUCACGGGGGCCCAGCUCCACGUCAAGAAGCUCGACUCCCGGACCGUGCUGCAUCUCAGGCUGUCCUAUUCCCGGGCAUCCGGCUGCUGCAUCGUGCAGUCGAACUGGAUGCAGUGCGCGACGGAGAAUCACUCGAUGAAGUCGGGAUUCUUCUCGUCGAUCAGCACGUCGUUUACCGGGAUCAAUGCAGAGAAGGAGAAGCAGCCGGCACAGGUGAUCGUAGACUCGGGGGUGUACCCGACGGGGCCACCUGUGCCGGUGCAGGCGCAGAAGAUGGUGAAGUUUGUCGACACGGCGCAGAUGUGUCGGGGGCCGUCGGAUAGCCCCGGGCAUUGGAUAGUUACUGGGGCAAAGCUGGAUUUGGAGAAGGGGAAGAUUUGUGUUAGGGUUAAGUUCUCUUUGUUGAAUCUGUGUUCUUGAUUUGAUUUGAUAUCAUAUGAAGGUUGAUCAUUUGUAAUGAAACACAUCAUGUACAACAAGUAUAUAAAAAGGUCACAUAUCUUGAUUCUUUUAAAAAAGA
Molecule: messenger RNA, 2128 nt
Organism: Andrographis paniculata
Lineage: Eukaryota; Viridiplantae; Streptophyta; Magnoliopsida; Lamiales; Acanthaceae
Product: MACPF domain-containing protein At1g14780
Exons: 6
Coding region: 208-2028 (606 amino acids)
Biological process (GO): regulation of salicylic acid mediated signaling pathway; plant-type hypersensitive response
Cellular component (GO): plasma membrane
Source: RefSeq, a predicted model, not a curated record